Molecule: messenger RNA, 3944 nt
Organism: Pteropus alecto (black flying fox)
Lineage: Eukaryota; Metazoa; Chordata; Mammalia; Chiroptera; Pteropodidae
Gene: TRAPPC9
Product: trafficking protein particle complex 9
Exons: 22
Coding region: 11-3418 (1135 amino acids)
Cellular component (GO): trans-Golgi network
Source: RefSeq, a predicted model, not a curated record
GGACUUCACAAUGAGCGUCCCCGACUACAUGCAGUGUGCCGAGGACCACCAGACGCUCCUCGUGGUGGUCCAGCCCGUGGGCAUCGUCUCGGAAGACAACUUCUUCCGGAUCUACAAGCGAAUUUCCUCCGUGAGCCAGAUCAGCGUGCGCGACUCGCAGCGGGUGCUCUGCAUCCGCUACCGGCACCACUACCCACCGGAGAACAACGAGUGGGGCGACUUCCAGACCCACCGCAAAGUCGUGGGCCUCGUCACCAUCACGGACUGCAGCUCGGCCAGGGACUGGCCGCAGACCCUGGAGAAGUUCCACGUGCAGAAGGAGCUCUACGGCUCCACGCUCUACGACUCCCGGCUCUUCGUCUUCGGGCUGCAGGGGGGCGUCGCCGAUCAGCCGCGCACUGACGUGGCCUUCUACCCCAGCUAUGACGACUGCCAGGCCGUGGAGAAGAGGGUCGAGGACUUCAUCGAGUCGCUCUUCAUUGUGCUCGAGUCCAAGCGUCUCGACAGGGCCACAGACAAGUCCGGGGAUAAGAUCCCCCUGCUCUGUGUCCCAUUUGAGAAAAAGGACUUCGUGGGGCUGGACACGGACAGCAGACAUUACAAGAAGCGGUGCCAGGGGCGCACGCGGAAGCACGUGGGGGACCUGUGCCUUCAGGCGGGCAUGCUGCAGGAUGCCCUGGUGCAUUACCAUGUGGCCGUGGAGCUUCUCCGCUCGGUGAAUGACUUUUUGUGGCUUGGAGCUGCCCUUGAAGGGUUGUGUUCAGCUUCCGUCAUCUAUCACUAUCCGGGCGGAACCGGUGGUCAGACUGGAGCUCGGAGGUUCCUGGGGAGCUCCCCUGCCGACGCCGCCAACCGACACCGGCCAGGGGCACAAGAAGUCCUCAUUGAUCCAGGUGCCUUGACCACCAAUGGCAUAAACGCUGACACCAGUGCUGAAAUUGGACGUGCGAAGAACUGUCUCAGCCCCGAAGACAUCAUCGACAAGUACAAGGAGGCCAUCUCCUACUACAGCAAGUACAAGAACGCUGGAGUGAUCGAGCUGGAAGCGUGCGUCAAAGCCGUGCGCAUCCUCGCCAUUCAGAAGCGGAGCAUGGAAGCCUCGGAGUUUCUCCAGAAUGCUGUUUACAUCAAUCUUCGACAGCUUUCCGAAGAAGAAAAAAUCCAGCGCUACAGCAUCCUCUCUGAGCUCUACGAGCUGAUCGGCUUCCGGCGCAAGUCGGCCUUCUUCAAGCGCGUGGCCGCCAUGCAGUGCGUGGCCCCCAGCAUCUCGGAGCCCGGCUGGAGGGCCUGCUACAAACUGCUCCUGGAGACGCUUCCCGGCUACAGUCUGUCGCUGGACCCUAAAGACUUCAACAAAGGAACGCACCGAGGCUGGGCGGCCGUGCAGAUGCGUUUGCUUCACGAGUUGGUCUACGCCUCCCGCAGGAUGGGGAACCCUGCGCUCUCCGUCCGGCACCUGUCCUUCCUCCUGCAGACCAUGCUGGAUUUUCUGUCAGACCAAGAAAAGAAAGACGUGACUCAGAGCCUGGAGAACUAUACGUCCAAGUGCCCCGGGACGAUGGAAGUCAUCACCCUCCCGGAUGGCCUGACCCUGCCGCCCGUGCCCUUCACCAAGCUUCCCAUCGUCAGGUACCUCCCCACCAGCCUCCGGCCACGGAAAAUGAAAAGCCUGCUGGGUCAGAACGUGUCCACCAAGAGCCCCUUCAUCUACUCGCCCAUCAUCGCCCACAGCCGUGGGGAGGAGCGGAGCAAGAAAAUCGAUUUCCAGUGGGUCCAGGGAGAUGUAUGUGAAGUCCAGCUGAUGGUAUAUAACCCGAUGCCAUUUGAACUCCGAGUUGAAAACAUGGGGCUCCUGACAAGCGGAGUGGAGUUCGAGUCUCUCCCUGCGGCACUUUCCCUUCCGGCUGAGUCUGGUCUUUACCCGGUGACGCUCGUUGGGGUCCCCCAGACGACUGGGACGAUUACUGUGAACGGUUACCACACCACGGUCUUUGGCGUCUUCAGUGACUGCUUGCUGGACAACCUCCCGGGAAUAAAGACCGGCGGCUCCUCUGUCGAAGUCAUCCCCGCCCUGCCCAGACUGCAGAUCAGCACGUCCCUGCCCAGAUCUGCACAUUCACUGCAGCCUUCCUCUGGUGACGAAAUAUCUACUAAUGUGUCAGUCCAGCUUUACAAUGGAGAGACUCAGCAACUUAUCAUUAAAUUGGAAAAUAUUGGGAUGGAACCAUUGGAGAAACUGGAAGUCACCUCAAAAAUUCUCACCACCAAAGAAAAACUGUACGGCGACUUCUUGAGCUGGAAACUAGAAGAAACCCUCGCCCAGUUUCCUUUGCAGCCCGGGAAGGUAGCCACGUUCACAGUCAACAUCAAAGCGAAGCUGGAUUUCUCCUGCCAGGAGAAUGUCCUCCAAGACCUCAGUGACGAUGGGAUCAGCGUGAGCGGCUUUGCCCUGUGCAGCCCCUUUCGACAGGUCGUUAGGCCUCGGGCGGACAGCAAGCCUGCGAACCCUCCCGAGGGCGGCAGACCCGGGGACUCGAGUCAGGCGAAGACCCUGGAAGCGAUCCUGAAUUUCAAAUACUCCGGAGGCCCGGGCCACGUCGAAGGGUACUACAGGAGCCUGUCCCUGGGGCUGCACGUGGAGGUCGAGCCGUCCGUGUUCUUCACCCGCGUCAGCACUCUGCCGGCGACCAGUACCCGGCAGUGCCACCUGCUCCUGGAUGUCUUCAACUGCACCGAGCACGAGCUGACAGUCUGCGCCCGGAGCAAUGAAGAGCUCACCCUGCACCCCAGCGAAUGCCAGCGAAUGGCGAUCCAAGUGGACAAGUUCAACUUUGAGAGUUUCCCAGAAUCCCCUGGGGAGAAGGGGCAGCUGGAAGGAGAGCGGCAGGCGGCCCGGAGCCUGGAGAUCAACAGCAAGCUGGGCAUCCGCUGGGGACUCCCUUCUUUGAAGCGCACGGGCGAGGCAGGUGUGGAAGGGCUGCUGAGCCAGCCGGUCCUGGAGCAGCUGCAGCUGGCCCCUCUGCAGUGGGACGUGCUGGUGGACGGGCAGCCCUGUGACUGCGAGGCGGCGGCCUGCCGGGUGGGCGACCCCGUGCGCCUGGAGGUGCGGCUGACCAACCGGAGCGCGCGCAGCGUGGGGCCCUUCGCCCUCAGCGUGGUGCCCUUCCAGGACCACCGGAACGGCGUGCACAGCUACGACCUGCACGGCGCUGUCUCCUUCGUGGGCUCCAGCACCUUCUACCUGGACACGGUGCAGCCCUCGGGCCAGUCGGCCUGCCUGGGGGCCCUCCUCUUCCUCCACACGGGUGACUUCUCCCUGCACAUCCGGUCCCAGGCGGACGGCAAGAGCAAGGAGCUGCCGCGGUCCUGGCUCUGCCUGCCCGGUGUGCGCGUGCGCGCCGUGGAGGCGCAGGCCUGAGCCCACCCCGCCACCCAGCUCCUUCUGGAAGGUGGCCAGGGAGCCACAGGGGCGCAGCCUCGCCCCCAGCCCCCUUUCCCCCGUCCGCUCCCCCAGAUGUGGCAGCCUCACCCCUUCCCCUACUGUCCCCCAGGACCCCUGCUGGACCCUGACGGAGGGUGGCAUCGACCCAGCCCAGGUCUGGGAGCUCUGCACCUGCACCCUGGGGUUUCAGCCCAGCCAGAAGGGAGAACGGGAGCCUGGGGGAGGUGGGGCACAGCCGGGCGGGCCUGGGGGGGCCCUGUGGGCUCUCAGAAACCCCGAGAGCUGGCUCUUCCCCGAGGCCCCAGAGCAGCCCAGGCAGGAGAGACGGCGCCAUUAUUGAUACCACGAGACGCCACGUGCCCCAGCCCACCCCACCCCCGCGGGUGGAUGUCCGGGCCCUGGCUGUUUCCAGGCUGGGCGCCAGGGCCAGGGCCUCUGUGUGUCGCUGUGUUAGUCACAAGUUCUCCAAUAAAGGGCCGCCUUGCCCCCCGCUGCUCCGCCA